This is a messenger RNA of Spodoptera littoralis (African cotton leafworm), 2163 nucleotides long. Lineage: Eukaryota; Metazoa; Arthropoda; Insecta; Lepidoptera; Noctuidae. The record is from the annotation of a GenBank genome assembly.
AUGGACAAUUCCGAAAAUAAGAAAAGUAAAAAAAACCGCAAGGUACCUAACAAGACUUUAAGACAAACAUCAUCAGAACAGAAAGAAAACGUUCCCAAAAAUGUAAAAGGUACAGUUAGUAAAAGUGAACCAGAAGGUGGAAUUGCUAAAUCUAAACUGUUGUUAAUGAAGAAGAAUAAAACCCGUGCAAGAAGGCAACGGAUUUGCCCCAAUGGUAAGCCUUUACCUUCCUUAUCUCAACUGAAGAAAUUCUAUGAAGAUGAUGAUGAUAAUGAUACUGAUAAUCGAAAUAGUAAUACGACAAAUCCAAAACAAAAUUCAUGUACAUCCCCUACACCAGAUAAGCUUUUAUCAAAUUGUGACAACAAAACAAUCCAAAUAUCCCCUUCAACCAUAAAAAGAAUAUCUGAGAAAAUGGAAAAAUUAAUAGACAAUAUCUCUGAUCCCUGUCAACUGCUUGAAGAUUACCCUAUUUUAUUACCCUUGGAACCAAUAGAUUCACCACCGCCACCCGCUAUAAUACCACCAAAAAAGAGAAAGAAACCUGAAGUUCCAUAUAUUGUUGGUUGCAAAGAACGCCCGCAAGUACCAAGUAGAGCAAGCACAAAUUUUUGUAAAGGUGAUAAAGAUUAUGGUAUAUCUUCUUCAGGUGCUGAUCCAGAAGAAGAGGAACCAAAAAAGAAGAAAGCUAAAAAGUCAAGUAUUAAAAGUUACUCAAAAUCCACUUUCAAUGCUCUCAGUGAUGAAAUUUCAAAAAAGCUGACUGAGAAUGAAUCGGGUAAUGUUAGUGAUUGUAGUUCCGAUAGUAAUAAAACAAUAGAAUAUGAUGUAACACCAUAUACACCUUAUCAACCUCUGAAACCUCGGCCAUUUUCACCACUUCCAAGUACUUCUAGAGACAGAGAAACUUUUAUAAAAAAUGAUGAGUUAUUUAAUGAAAGUUUAAAGGGAAUUGAUGCAAUAGAACAAUCACCCCCCCUAACAGAAAAAGCCACUGAAAAUAGCAAUGUAAAACUAGAGAAAAUUACAACAGCACAAGAAUCUUCUCAAAAUGAAGUAGAAAUUAUAGAUAUACCAUAUGACACUAUUGUAAUUGAUGAAAAUAGUGAUACAUUUUCACAAAAUAAGAUUAAAAACGAAGUUGAAAACUCUGACUUAAUUCAAAUACUAGAGCCAGAGGCUAUCAAAGUUCCCAAAGAUGAACAAAUAAUGAGUAAUUUGACCAAUGAUGAAGAUUGUAUAAUUAUUACAAAUGAAACUGUAAAUGAGGAUUCAAGAGAAACUAUAAUUAUUGAAGAUGAAUACAGUUGUAUCAACGAACCAUAUCCACUUAAUGAUGAUGAACCAUAUGAUGUUAUAAAUAUAGAUGAUAUACUAAACGAAAAUAAAUCUAUACUUAGUAAAUGGAAAAAUAAAACAACAGAAUUAAACCAAAUAACUACAGUAAUUGAAGUUCCAGACGAUUAUAGUAAUACUAGAAUGUCAUCGACAACUACUGUCACUGAUUCCACAAAUAAUAAUCAAUCAAAUUCACACACUAAUCAAAAUGAAAGUGUUGUCAUAGUAGACUCCCAGAGUCCUCAAACAGUAACUGAAGACAGUCAAAUUCAACCAACAGUGCUGCAACAGAAUGAGCAAACUAAUCAAACAUCAGAACCAGUUGAAAUUAUUCAAGAAGUUUCACAACCACAGGGAUCCGUAUUUAAAAAUAUACUUGAAGACUUUUUUAAACAACGAACGCGAAAAGGAAGGCCUAAUAACACUCAACAAUUGGAAAGGAUAUUUGAAUCAUUUAUAAAUACAGCACCAAGUACUAAUAACAGCAAUCAAAUAGGAACAGUAAAUAAUGUUGAUAGUCAUACAGUAACCAACAAUUUACGAAUUCAAGAAAGCAGGCAAAGGGCUUGUGAAGCCGUGAGCACUUCACCUCACCAAACCACCAGCACCCCUCGACAACCAUCACCAGAACCAAAAAGAAGUUUAGGAGAUUGUCCUAUUUGUUUGGACUCGCUCACCUCUAAUGGAAUUGCUUCCACGUUAUGUGGUCAUGUUUUCUGUGUGGAUUGUAUAAAAACAGCUAUUAGACAAAAUGGAAAAAAAUGUCCUACUUGUCGGAAAGCUCUGAAAGGUCCAAAUGGAGGAUACCAUCUAUUGUAUUUAUAA